This is a messenger RNA of Porites lobata, 38210 nucleotides long. NCBI's taxonomy places the organism in Eukaryota, Metazoa, Cnidaria, Anthozoa, Scleractinia, Poritidae. The record is from the annotation of a GenBank genome assembly.
CUUAGGUUCCAACCGUCAAAUCGUGGUCUGGUUAUGGACUUACAACAAGCACUUUUUGUUCGGUAUGUUGGUUUUGCGUUCAAAUGGAAUUCCAGUUUGUCUACUUUGAAUUUUACUGUUGACUACAGCCUGGAUGGAAUUCACUGGAGCGAUUAUGUGGAGGAUGAACGAGUCAAGGUAAAACAGUUCUAUGUUCGCGUCCUCCACAAAACAUCGCAUUAUGAAGUUUCACGUCGUAUAUUUAUUAAGCAACCUCGACGGCGGAGUAAACGUGACCUAUUAAGUGAAUGCGCACUUUUUCGAAUUUCAUCGUUCUUAUUCCAUCUCGUUCAAAUUGUCAAAUGCUGAAGAAUCGUUCUGGAGUUGAAUUCUAAAGCACUGUAUCUAGGUUCAGAAAAAGAAUAAGACAAUUGUCGUCUUAUGUCCUCGUCCUCCAAUGACGUGAAAUUAGGAAUUUUUGCGUCGUAGUCGUGCAAGAACGGCAAAGAAAUGUGCAAAAUAUAUAUAGCGCGAUUCAUGUGAAAAGUUGUUGUUUUGCAAGCCCUUAUGAGUUUCUGAUAUAACUCACUACUUUUCCGCCGUUCUCGUUGUCGACGCCGUCGUUGUUGCAUAAGCUCCCUGGGCUCGGUUGUUUGAAAGAUGAUGGAUAGUGCUAUCCACUGAAUAAAUCUCUAUCCCGUGGAUAAAACAACUGGUUUCUCUAAUACUUGUCCGUUGGAUAGUUAUUUAUCCGGUGGAUAGCGCUAUCUUAAGUUUGAACAACCCGGGCCAAACGUGAAAAAAAUUUACCAAAAAGCGUGACGCACUUGCAGAGCUUUUUUUUUACCCAUAAAAACAACUUUUUUGACCUUCUUCGUCGUGGUUGCUUUUGAGCGCUAAGUUUUAAUCUAGGAAAUUUAAUACUAAUCAGUAAAGCACAGAUAUAAACCUGCUAAACAGAAUGCAAGUACUAGAUCUUGCUCAACUUCAAAGUCCUCUUAGUUGAUCAUUUUUUGACCAUAUUUUGACCAUAUUUUGGGUGUUUCCGCAGGAUACAGAAUUCAAAGUAAUCGUGGGUGGAAGAUUUGCCAAGAGCUUUCUUAUUGUUUUUAUCAAUCGAUAUUUGAGCCUGAAAACGUCGCUUUCUCUCGACAGAUUAUUCGAGCGCAAAAAGAAGACCAAGGGCAAUGUUUGUGUCGUAAAUUAUUCACAAGGUUCUUGCGGAUAAAGUCGAUCAAUGAAGAAGACAUUGGGGACACGCUGGAGGGUCAUGUCGAGGCAUCUCUCUGUUCAACGUUCCGUAAGUUCUAUAAGCUUAAUUAGAAAACUCUUUAGUAUCUAUGUAAGUGACAACAUUCAUUACAAUAAAAAUAAAGAAUCAUUGGAUAGGCAGAGCUUAAUCAGUUAAAAUUAUGCAGAUCGUGGCCGGGGUAUUCUUUUCUGAAGCCGAAGAUUAAGUAGAAAAAAAACCCUUUAAGGUCCGCGUUUAGCUGCCCGCCCUUAUUCCUCGACGGCUUUCAAUUUUACUUAAACCGCAAUCAAUCUUGGGUUUCUAUAUAAUCCUUUUUCUAAUUUCUUAUCAGUACAUUUCAUGAACCUAUAUCUUCUUCGGUAAGCGUCGGAAAUCACAUCGCUAUUUUCGCGCUUUUUAGUUUCACAUUGCUUCACAUUGCCUUUCUGCUUUGUAAUGUCAUUCCUCCAAUAAUUCGAUAUCCAUUGUUGGACGAUGUACCUCAAAUAUAUUUGGCCAAUGUCGUAAAUCCUUAGUUUAGUCAGCGUAAGAGCCAUUAUGGCUCUUGGUCAGCGAUAUUAGCUCGUUAUGAAAAAUACACUGUCGGAACAUUUAAAAUUGAAAUGAAUAAUAUGAAUAAUGACGUGUAUUUUGCUUAGUGAUGUUCGUAACAGGUAAAGACGUAACGAGAGUGUUUCAAUGAUCUUGCCAAUUAAUUGUUACGUUCCUUGUUUUAAUCUUAUGUCACGUUGUUCGAUCAACCUGACGAUUAGCUUACUUUUCUCUUCUUUUGCUUUUAACGUCGUAAAACUGAAAAAUUAUCCGUAUAAAAAAAAAAAUGAAAUUUAUCCAGAAACUUAUCCGUAUUAUUAGAAUCAGCGCACUGACGUUUAUGUCAUCCACUGGGACUUUUGACUUGAUUUUUUAUAACUGCUUGAGAUUUCUUAGAAUUUUGAAUUGGGAAGGGGUUUUGCCGAAAUUUUGUAUUGAUAUUGACGUUUUCCUUUUUAUGAAUAUUUUACUGAGGUUUUGUAUGCAGCUUUUUAUAAGAUUUUUAUAAAGUAUUACUGUUAGUUCAAAAAAAUUUAUCAAAAAAUGAUAAUGAUAAUAAUAAUAAUAGUAGUUAUAAUGAUACUAAUACUGAGGAAGUUUUAUUUGAGGAGGUUUUAAUUAUAUCAUCAGUCUUGACACCCUACAAUGGAGGUCAAAAGUGUUGGGACCUCUCCAGUGAUAUUACUAAAACUAGCGACCCCUCCCCUCCCACCCCAAACAAAGUUGAAUUUGGAGCAAAAUGGGUGAGAAUGAGUGCUUUUUUGGCCACAACAUUGCUAGGGGGAGUGGGGAAACGACGGGAUGAACCCAAAGCCGAACAAAAAAAUUGUCCUUAGGAGCAGGGUUCUACGUAACAAUUGCUUGGAAGGGCUUUUUCACACAGUCCCAAGUUCUUUUGUCCUCCAUUGUCUGAGAUUGAUUUACAGCGAUAAAAUGAAUUUUUCGUCAUCUUUCACUACAAAAAUAUAGGAAAACGUUUCCAUUAGAACUGUUAAAGUGUAGCUUUUUAGUAAAAUGCUUUCUAUACGCUGCAGCUGAUCCGUCUGUCACGCCAAAGAGUUACGGAUACCUUGCCAAACGGGGGUAUUCGCCGUGGACAUUCAGUUUACCCAAAAGGAACUAAGUGAUUAUUUGAACGACGUGUUUUGGAUUGAGCUCUUAAAGGCAUUUAAUGCUGGUAGUACCUAUAUUUACUAUCUGAGAAGAUGUACUUGGAAGACACAAAAGGCAUUUCUUAGCCAAGCCAGAAUACGACCUUUUUUAUACCCUACAAACUACACCUGUAACAUUCUGUAAGGCCCGGCCCAGAUAUACUUAGCGUGCGCCCUGUAGGUUCUGCGUCAACGUGUGAACGCGGAGACAUGAACAAAUUUCAGAAGAUUGUCUUACACUUGAGCGAUCAAACAGCCAAAUUGAACGGUGAGCAUAAUUCCCUGUGACUUCUGCUUCCCUAACAUUAUUCUGUUGACUGCUCCCAACAUAUCUGCCCUGAUAUUGCCGGAAAUUACUAUGCGUGACCUAUUCUAUACUUUACGUUACUCCACAGUUCUCACAGUUCUCGCCCUACAGUUCUCACCUGUAAAAAGUCUAUUUUCCUGCGUUUGAAACAGUGAUAAGCAAAUUAUGUGCUUUCACAUAUUGUAUCUCAUCUAGUCUGAGAGAAAAACGUGCUUGUACUGGAAAGUCUUAAGCAUAAUAGGCUACUUUUAACAGUUCUCGCCCCUAACUAAAUAAUAGACAAAAUUUCAAACAUUAUUUUUAUACUAUAACAGGGCGAGAACUGUCGUAAAUCACUCAACGCUUCUGUUUUAUGCAGGGAAAUAGCAAUAAUUCAUCGCAAACAAACAUUUUAUCACUGUUUCGAUACAGUUUGAUGAUAAAUCAGAUUUCCAAGGACAUAUAUAUUCACAUAAAUAGCCGAGAACUGAAUGCGAGACAUGUUAACAGGCGCUCAACUACUCAGUGUAACGCAACCUCGAGAUUCCGUUACACUGUCUUCUUUGGCAUCAACGUUCAAGAUACUAUAAAAUAUCUACCAUUUGGCAUGUCUGGAACUGUAGCCCAAAGUGUUACUGACGCUACAUUGCUUUUUACAAAGACAAAGAAGAAACUUUGCAAACAUAUAACAGAAAAGUGCUCUAUUAAUGAUGUUACGGCUAAUGUCGUGAUUAUUUCCAGCACUGUUAGAGCAAAAGAAUAGCUGUUCUGGUCUGAAAAAAUAUAUCAUACCGUCGUCAAAAGAUCAAUUCCAGCAUUAAGGUAUUCAUUGUGCAACAGCUCACAAAGCAACGUCUAAUUUUGUAAACAAAGUGGUUUUCAGACAAUGGAGGUCAAAAGUGUUGGGACCUCUCCAGUGAUAUUACUAAAACUAGCGACCCCUCCCUCCCACCCCAAACAAAGUUGAAUUUGGAGCAAAAUGGGUGAGAAUGAGUGCUUUUUGGCCACAACAUUGCUAGGGGAGUGGGGAAACGACGGGAUGAACCCAAAGCCGAACAAAAAAAUUGUCCUUAGGAGCAGGGUUCUACGUAACAAUUGCUUGGAAGGGCUUUUUCACACAGUCCCAAGUUCUUUUGUCCUCCAUUGUCUGAGAUUGAUUUACAGCGAUAAAAUGAAUUUUUCGUCAUCUUUCACUACAAAAAUAUAGGAAAACGUUUCCAUUAGAACUGUUAAAGUGUAGCUUUUUAGUAAAAUGCUUUCUAUACGCUGCAGCUGAUCCGUCUGUCACGCCAAAGAGUUACGGAUACCUUGCCAAACGGGGGUAUUCGCCGUGGACAUUCAGUUUACCCAAAAGGAACUAAGUGAUUAUUUGAACGACGUGUUUUGGAUUGAGCUCUUAAAGGCAUUUAAUGCUGGUAGUACCUAUAUUUACUAUCUGAGAAGAUGUACUUGGAAGACACAAAAGGCAUUUCUUAGCCAAGCCAGAAUACGACCUUUUUUAUACCCUACAAACUACACCUGUAACAUUCUGUAAGGCCCGGCCCAGAUAUACUUAGCGUGCGCCCUGUAGGUUCUGCGUCAACGUGUGAACGCGGAGACAUGAACAAAUUUCAGAAGAUUGUCUUACACUUGAGCGAUCAAACAGCCAAAUUGAACGGUGAGCAUAAUUCCCUGUGACUUCUGCUUCCCUAACAUUAUUCUGUUGACUGCUCCCAACAUAUCUGCCCUGAUAUUGCCGGAAAUUACUAUGCGUGACCUAUUCUAUACUUUACGUUACUCCACAGUUCUCACAGUUCUCGCCCUACAGUUCUCACCUGUAAAAAGUCUAUUUUCCUGCGUUUGAAACAGUGAUAAGCAAAUUAUGUGCUUUCACAUAUUGUAUCUCAUCUAGUCUGAGAGAAAAACGUGCUUGUACUGGAAAGUCUUAAGCAUAAUAGGCUACUUUUAACAGUUCUCGCCCCUAACUAAAUAAUAGACAAAAUUUCAAACAUUAUUUUUAUACUAUAACAGGGCGAGAACUGUCGUAAAUCACUCAACGCUUCUGUUUUAUGCAGGAAAUAGCAAUAAUUCAUCGCAAACAAACAUUUUAUCACUGUUUCGAUACAGUUUGAUGAUAAAUCAGAUUUCCAAGGACAUAUAUAUUCACAUAAAUAGCCGAGAACUGAAUGCGAGACAUGUUAACAGGCGCUCAACUACUCAGUGUAACGCAACCUCGAGAUUCCGUUACACUGUCUUCUUUGGCAUCAACGUUCAAGAUACUAUAAAAUAUCUACCAUUUGGCAUGUCUGGAACUGUAGCCCAAAGUGUUACUGACGCUACAUUGCUUUUUUACAAAGACAAAGAAGAAACUUUGCAAACAUAUAACAGAAAAGUGCUCUAUUAAUGAUGUUACGGCUAAUGUCGUGAUUAUUUCCAGCACUGUUAGAGCAAAAGAAUAGCUGUUCUGGUCUGAAAAAAUAUAUCAUACCGUCGUCAAAAGAUCAAUUCCAGCAUUAAGGUAUUCAUUGUGCAACAGCUCACAAAGCAACGUCUAAUUUUGUAAACAAAGUGGUUUUCAGACAAUGGAGGUCAAAAGUGUUGGGACCUCUCCAGUGAUAUUACUAAAACUAGCGACCCCUCCCCUCCCACCCCAAACAAAGUUGAAUUUGGAGCAAAAUGGGUGAGAAUGAGUGCUUUUUUGGCCACAACAUUGCUAGGGGGAGUGGGGAAACGACGGGAUGAACCCAAAGCCGAACAAAAAAAUUGUCCUUAGGAGCAGGGUUCUACGUAACAAUUGCUUGGAAGGGCUUUUUCACACAGUCCCAAGUUCUUUUGUCCUCCAUUGUCUGAGAUUGAUUUACAGCGAUAAAAUGAAUUUUUCGUCAUCUUUCACUACAAAAAUAUAGGAAAACGUUUCCAUUAGAACUGUUAAAGUGUAGCUUUUUAGUAAAAUGCUUUCUAUACGCUGCAGCUGAUCCGUCUGUCACGCCAAAGAGUUACGGAUACCUUGCCAAACGGGGGUAUUCGCCGUGGACAUUCAGUUUACCCAAAAGGAACUAAGUGAUUAUUUGAACGACGUGUUUUGGAUUGAGCUCUUAAAGGCAUUUAAUGCUGGUAGUACCUAUAUUUACUAUCUGAGAAGAUGUACUUGGAAGACACAAAAGGCAUUUCUUAGCCAAGCCAGAAUACGACCUUUUUUAUACCCUACAAACUACACCUGUAACAUUCUGUAAGGCCCGGCCCAGAUAUACUUAGCGUGCGCCCUGUAGGUUCUGCGUCAACGUGUGAACGCGGAGACAUGAACAAAUUUCAGAAGAUUGUCUUACACUUGGGCGAUCAAACAGCCAAAUUGAACGGUGAGCAUAAUUCCCUGUGACUUCUGCUUCCCUAACAUUAUUCUGUUGACUGCUCCCAACAUAUCUGCCCUGAUAUUGCCGGAAAUUACUAUGCGUGACCUAUUCUAUACUUUACGUUACUCCACAGUUCUCACAGUUCUCGCCCUACAGUUCUCACCUGUAAAAGUCUAUUUUCCUGCGUUUGAAACAGUGAUAAGCAAAUUAUGUGCUUUCACAUAUUGUAUCUCAUCUAGUCUGAGAGAAAAACGUGCUUGUACUGGAAAGUCUUAAGCAUAAUAGGCUACUUUUAACAGUUCUCGCCCCUAACUAAAUAAUAGACAAAAUUUCAAACAUUAUUUUUAUACUAUAACAGGGCGAGAACUGUCGUAAAUCACUCAACGCUUCUGUUUUAUGCAGGAAAUAGCAAUAAUUCAUCGCAAACAAACAUUUUAUCACUGUUUCGAUACAGUUUGAUGAUAAAUCAGAUUUCAAGGACAUAUAUAUUCACAUAAAUAGCCGAGAACUGAAUGCGAGACAUGUUAACAGGCGCUCAACUACUCAGUGUAACGCAACCUCGAGAUUCCGUUACACUGUCUUCUUUGGCAUCAACGUUCAAGAUACUAUAAAAUAUCUACCAUUUGGCAUGUCUGGAACUGUAGCCCAAAGUGUUACUGACGCUACAUUGCUUUUUACAAAGACAAAGAAGAAACUUUGCAAACAUAUAACAGAAAAGUGCUCUAUUAAUGAUGUUACGGCUAAUGUCGUGAUUAUUUCCAGCACUGUUAGAGCAAAAGAAUAGCUGUUCUGGUCUGAAAAAAUAUAUCAUACCGUCGUCAAAAGAUCAAUUCCAGCAUUAAGGUAUUCAUUGUGCAACAGCUCACAAAGCAACGUCUAAUUUUGUAAACAAAGUGGUUUUCAGACAAUGGAGGUCAAAAGUGUUGGGACCUCUCCAGUGAUAUUACUAAAACUAGCGACCCCUCCCCUCCCACCCCAAACAAAGUUGAAUUUGGAGCAAAAUGGGUGAGAAUGAGUGCUUUUUGGCCACAACAUUGCUAGGGGGAGUGGGGAAACGACAGGAUGAACCCAAAGCCGAACAAAAAAUUGUCCUUAGGAGCAGGGUUCUACGUAACAAUUGCUUGGAAGGGCUUUUUUCACACAGUCCCAAGUUCUUUUGUCCUCCAUUGUCUGAGAUUGAUUUACAGCGAUAAAAUGAAUUUUUCGUCAUCUUUCACUACAAAAAUAUAGGAAAACGUUUCCAUUAGAACUGUUAAAGUGUAGCUUUUUAGUAAAAUGCUUUCUAUACGCUGCAGCUGAUCCGUCUGUCACGCCAAAGAGUUACGGAUACCUUGCCAAACGGGGGUAUUCGCCGUGGACAUUCAGUUUACCCAAAAGGAACUAAGUGAUUAUUUGAACGACGUGUUUUGGAUUGAGCUCUUAAAGGCAUUUAAUGCUGGUAGUACCUAUAUUUACUAUCUGAGAAGAUGUACUUGGAAGACACAAAAGGCAUUUCUUAGCCAAGCCAGAAUACGACCUUUUUUAUACCCUACAAACUACACCUGUAACAUUCUGUAAGGCCCGGCCCAGAUAUACUUAGCGUGCGCCCUGUAGGUUCUGCGUCAACGUGUGAACGCGGAGACAUGAACAAAUUUCAGAAGAUUGUCUUACACUUGAGCGAUCAAACAGCCAAAUUGAACGGUGAGCAUAAUUCCCUGUGACUUCUGCUUCCCUAACAUUAUUCUGUUGACUGCUCCCAACAUAUCUGCCCUGAUAUUGCCGGAAAUUACUAUGCGUGACCUAUUCUAUACUUUACGUUACUCCACAGUUCUCACAGUUCUCGCCCUACAGUUCUCACCUGUAAAAGUCUAUUUUCCUGCGUUUGAAACAGUGAUAAGCAAAUUAUGUGCUUUCACAUAUUGUAUCUCAUCUAGUCUGAGAGAAAAAACGUGCUUGUACUGGAAAGUCUUAAGCAUAAUAGGCUACUUUUAACAGUUCUCGCCCCUAACUAAAUAAUAGACAAAAUUUCAAACAUUAUUUUUAUACUAUAACAGGGCGAGAACUGUCGUAAAUCACUCAACGCUUCUGUUUUAUGCAGGGAAAUAGCAAUAAUUCAUCGCAAACAAACAUUUUAUCACUGUUUCGAUACAGUUUGAUGAUAAAUCAGAUUUCCAAGGACAUAUAUAUUCACAUAAAUAGCCGAGAACUGAAUGCGAGACAUGUUAACAGGCGCUCAACUACUCAGUGUAACGCAACCUCGAGAUUCCGUUACACUGUCUUCUUUGGCAUCAACGUUCAAGAUACUAUAAAAUAUCUACCAUUUGGCAUGUCUGGAACUGUAGCCCAAAGUGUUACUGACGCUACAUUGCUUUUUACAAAGACAAAGAAGAAACUUUGCAAACAUAUAACAGAAAAGUGCUCUAUUAAUGAUGUUACGGCUAAUGUCGUGAUUAUUUCCAGCACUGUUAGAGCAAAAGAAUAGCUGUUCUGGUCUGAAAAAAUAUAUCAUACCGUCGUCAAAAGAUCAAUUCCAGCAUUAAGGUAUUCAUUGUGCAACAGCUCACAAAGCAACGUCUAAUUUUGUAAACAAAGUGGUUUUCAGACAAUGGAGGUCAAAAGUGUUGGGACCUCUCCAGUGAUAUUACUAAAACUAGCGACCCCUCCCCUCCCACCCCAAACAAAGUUGAAUUUGGAGCAAAAUGGGUGAGAAUGAGUGCUUUUUUGGCCACAACAUUGCUAGGGGGAGUGGGGAAACGACGGGAUGAACCCAAAGCCGAACAAAAAAAUUGUCCUUAGGAGCAGGGUUCUACGUAACAAUUGCUUGGAAGGGCUUUUUCACACAGUCCCAAGUUCUUUUGUCCUCCAUUGUCUGAGAUUGAUUUACAGCGAUAAAAUGAAUUUUUCGUCAUCUUUCACUACAAAAAUAUAGGAAAACGUUUCCAUUAGAACUGUUAAAGUGUAGCUUUUUAGUAAAAUGCUUUCUAUACGCUGCAGCUGAUCCGUCUGUCACGCCAAAGAGUUACGGAUACCUUGCCAAACGGGGGUAUUCGCCGUGGACAUUCAGUUUACCCAAAAGGAACUAAGUGAUUAUUUGAACGACGUGUUUUGGAUUGAGCUAGGGGGAGUGGGGAAACGACGGGAUGAACCCAAAGCCGAACAAAAAAAUUGUCCUUAGGAGCAGGGUUCUACGUAACAAUUGCUUGGAAGGGCUUUUUCACACAGUCCCAAGUUCUUUUGUCCUCCAUUGUAGGUAGCCGGGCGCGCGGAAGUGACCAGAUGCCCAUAUUGACUUCUAGCUUCUAGCUUACAGUGAACUAUGUUAUUAACCAUAACAAAACAACAACAACGACUACAACAACAAUAAUAAUAAUAAUAAUAAUAAUAAUAAUAAUAAUAAUAAUAUUUUUUUUAAAAAUUUUUUAAUCACGAAAAAAUUUUAAUGACAACAAUGCUAACUGUUAAAAUCCUAUUUACAAUUAAUUAGCUUGAAAAAAAGAAAAAACUAUUUACAAUUCCUGUCGAUUUAAAAAGCACUUAAUUUAGCUUAGAAAGAGUUAAUUUAACUUGGAAAAAUUUAUUCGAAUUAAAAACAUUUCAUUUCAUUAAAAAAAAAAACUGUCAGCCUCUAGAAUUCAAAAGAUUCUUUCAACUGUUUAAAAAAAAAAAAAGUAAAAUAAAGACAAUUUAUAAAACAUCUAUAGCGGUUAAGUCUAGGGAAGUCCAGCUUGACCCUUCUCUAUUUCUAGAUCCCUGUCCUUAACAUCUAAGUUCCUCCUUCUCGGGGUUCUCGAUCCCCUUAGGCAUAGGUGCGCCUCCGCAAAAUUGCAAAGGACACUUUCGCCCUGACCCAUGAAAUUGUUGUGGCGUAGCUCUCUUGCUUUUUUGCAAUAAUAAUAAUAAUAAUAAUAAUAAUAAUAAUAAUAAUAAUAAUAAUAAUAAAUUAUAAUGAUUAAAAAAUGUUCUACAGUAAUUAAAUCCUAUCCUUCAACUAAGUGCAAGUAUUAUGUGUUUCACAGAAACGCAUCCCAUGCCUUCACUGGGUAAGUUGUAAUUGAAGUUUUGAUUAUUACUUUGUUGCCCAAUUUGUGACACUAAUGACCGUUCAUGCCCUAUCAUUCCCUUUCUCAGUGACUUCAACUUCAAACCUAUUCGAAGAUGUCUUAAUAAAUACGUCAGUUUGUUUAUCAGUGAUGUAAUUUACAUUUAUAUCCCCUGCAUCACAUGGAUGUCCAGUUUAUGUUAUUACCUGUCCUUGCUGUACUCCCACACCGUUUUGUUUUAAGGUGGCUCGAUGAGGUUUUUCAGGGUCAGUACCCCCCUAGUUUCAGGAUAAACUACGCCACCAUUAACAAAGAUUUGGAAAACUUACCACCACAGCUGUAUUAGAUAAAGAUGAAAAUUUGUUAUGAUCAAGGUUACAAUGACAUUGGAGUUGUCAUAGCAACGAAAUGACGCCAUUACCUAUUUUACUUUUCGCAGCCGUAUUUCCUCAGUGCCGGGAACUCUUCUUCCAAAAUCGUUCGCGGAAGUUUUUUCUCCAAGUUUUAUUUCUAUAGUAAUUCUCGGUGCUUCAUUAUUCCCUGAAGUCUAUUUCCUCCCCUUAAGAGGCCAUGCCAACUGCUUGAUGAGAGGCGAUAGUGUAAUAUUAAAAGCUAAUGCAAAAGUUAGGUUUUUAAGCUAACGCAGCCAGCAAGACUCGAAAACAGUUCCAUUUCAUGAUUAGGUUUAGGCUACGAGGAAGUUAAUUGUAUAUUCAGCUAUUUAUCUUUGUUCAAACGCUUCUUUUUCAGCUUCAAUGAACCAUUCCAGAUUGUACUUAGGAUGCUACCUGGUCAGCGACCCCAAUAUAGGAAUAUUCUAUUCUGGACUUGCUGGGUAUACAGAAAUCGAUGAGACAGUUUGCAUAAAAAGGUGCUCCGAUCUGGGAUAUAGUCACGCCUCUAUACAGUCAGGCAUGCUGUGUUUCUGUGGAAAUAAUGUUCCGUCAGUUAUAACUCAAAAUCAGACUGAAUGCGUCCUGCCUUAUAUUCCAAAGCGAGAAAAAGCACGCGUUUUCAUGCGUUAUUAUCGAAUUCCAAAACACAAUUUUACAGUCAACAAAGUCAGCUUUCCACGUAAUCAGAGACAACUUGGUGAGGUUUUUACAAUCAACGCUACUUUAAACAGUGAACAAAUGGGGCUGCUGAAGUUCACUAUAAAUUUUGGUGAUGGCAACGAGCUCAUUUUCUGCAACUCUCCUGUUACUUACUUUUACAAAAACCCGGGUCAUUACAAGGUAAACAUGACCAUAGAGGAUUUCACAGGAAACCGAUUUAGCUUCAGUGAAGACAUGGAGAUCGCUGAUAACCUCACUGAAGUGAUUUUUCAGUGCCCCGAAGCAUCACCUGUUGGCAGGAUGGUUCAUUGCGAAGCAAAAGUUGCGCGAGGACUGGACGUGGUGGCUGUUGUAACUGUAGAAGACAAAACAAUUGCAUCACAGGAGACCGCAGGUAUGAUGUAAACGAGUUCCCACAAGUUGUCAAGAUAAUGUGGAAGUACAUAAGCAUAAUAUCACUCUCAAGAAGCGAAAAAUUCAUUUCACGUUCCACUGACAGAAGUUAAAUUACAUUAAAUUAAAUUAAUUACAUUUGUCCUGAAAUAUUUCAGCCAUCGCUCAGCCCUUAUAAGUCGAGAGUGCGUGAAUGACGAGGAUACACAGCGCUCUAGCUAGAUAAGUAUAUCAUGCAGUCCGCUUAACAGUACGUUUCUGCAAGCUGUCUGUUUCAAGCGACUAUUCUGGAAAAUUACGAGUAAAUGUCUCUUAAUAGCACUUCACAAGCAAUCAGGCAGAGAUCAGUUUGUGCUAGUAACAGAGCUUUUAUAAUUACGCAAACGGAAUGUAUAGUUAAGUUGAAAGCAAUCUAACUGAGCGUCUACUAGUUGUAUUGAAAGUAGACAUGUAAACAUAAAAUAAAGAUGGUUUUCCAAAACAGGUGUGUUUUAUAUUACUGGAGGGAACUCUUUCUGCUUUCGCUAACUUAUUAUCUAUUUUCCUUUAUUGUUAUCACUAUACUAGGUUCGAGGAUGUCCCAAGUUGGUGAAUACUUUCCGCGCCAUCUGCCAUCAACGCUCUCCAUGCUUGAAACAUUACUAGGAAAUAGUGAACGGACUUAUGUUCUCACAGCAAACAAAUUCCAAGAGGAAGGGUAUCUGGGCGUGCUUGAGUUUAUUGUUCUUCAACCUGGACCCAUUCGUAUUCAGGUUGGUGUCAACCUCUGUUAGACUGAGAGCAAAGUUUGGGGCGUAAGCCCGAGAAGAAAAAAAGAUAAGAUCUAGACGGAUUCGUCUAUGGCUUUUCUGCAAAGGAAAGCUACUAAAAAGCAGAAUACCACGGUUCCGCAAAGUCUUCUACACAGCCGUUCUUUUGUGUCCUCACGGAACGCUCAUUCCAAGAGGACGGGAGAGCGUUGAGGGAGGGGCGUAGCGUGGCGACACAAAGAACGGCGGUGUAGUAGACUAGGUUUUUUAAUGGAGCACCACUAACAACAAAACAACAAAGGCCAUUGGUGGUAUUGUCGGCUCACUUAUACACUAACACGGCCUGGCGUCCCCAUCUCACUCUUUAUAUGAACGCUUGAGAUACACAACGAUUUAUAAUGUUCAUAUGGGAAGGUCGCUUUGUCUAACCUUAUUGUUGAAAACAAAAUAUAAUUACCUCUGACUUGCACUUCCCUUGCAUGCUCAGUGGGGACAGCAGGGUGCGUGUUGUUGAUUCCAUGAUUAAGGGCUUGUUUACAUGGGGGUAGGGACCCCAGGCAGGUGACGUAACCCGCUCAGGUGGGGUAACCCGCCUGUCCAUAUAAUCUCUCAUUUUAAUUUGAUCAUGUGUACAUGAUAGGAGGGGUAACCCGCCACAUGUUACCUCACUUACCUGGGGUCCCCCACCUCCAUGUAAACGUGCCCUAAGAAUGAAGGAGCCCCUGCACAAUUGUGAAUUAUAAAAGAUCAAUAAUUUGGCUCAGAUGCUUGAGGCUUUACUUCUCCAAACCUCGGCGCUACGUAUGGACAGUUUAAAUAUCAAAAUUGGUCUUAUGUGAUUUUUAUCUUUGAAUUAACAAUUUGGCAAAAGUACUGAGAACAUACUAGCGAGCUGUUCAUUUGGACUUCCACUAGGAAUAGAUGGAAUGCACAGAAGACAAUCUGAUCACCUGGGUUUGGACCUUCUAUCACUCGUAAUCUGAUCACGCGCGAUUUGACCAACUAUCACGUGAAACGUACUCUAAAGCACAGCGUUGGAGCAAGAGCGUUUUUACUUUCGAUCGUUGUCACCCACCCUCCGUAAAUCUUGGUUAUUAGAGAGUUUUAGAUCCAAGUUUACUGCGACUUUCUAACCGCUGAAGGCCACGUGACAAGUCUUUCGCGUCACGUCUGGGGUUUACGACGUGCGUUUUCAACGUAUGUCAUUUACCUGAAAGCUUUUAGCGUCUAAUUCUUGUUUUAUCCCACGUAAUGAUACAAAAAUCUUGUGGAGCAAGUCUUUAUCCAUUAACAGAGGCACAACUUCGGGCGAAAUGCUAAAUUUGAUAAAUCCUAUUGGAUCUUGAAAACAAGUGCCAUUCAUGGCUGCUGAUUCAAAAUGGCGGCCGUAAAAUUGCAAGAAGACCUAAUGUAAGAAUUUACAGCUCUUUGCUGCGAGAUAACCCAGUGUUACCGUAAAUUUCUUUUAUUUUCACUGAUUGAUUUUUCUUCUAUUUCUAAAUGGAAAAAUAAACCAGAAUCCACUUCUUUAAUCCACCGCCAAUCUAAAUCGAACUAAGUUUGAACGUCGAACCGCAAACGGAUAACCGCAAACCGCGGUUAGAGGUUCGCGGUAAACUAGGAUCUAAAACUCUCUAUUACUACCAAACCAUGUCUAACUGUAAUAAUUAACUUAAAUAAUUUACUUAAAUAACGAGACAUCUUACUUGGCAGAUUUUCAGGGAAAAUGAUGCUGAGAACGCAAUACAGAACAACUCACCUCAAAACCGCAUCCACUGCACGGAUUAUAAGAUUUUAUUCCUGGAACAAGGCGCUUGUCACAUUUCAAGCUCUCCGUGUGCACAGGUGUGUAGCGAUCAAGGACUGCAUCCCAUUCGGAACUACACGAUCGUCAGUGACAUUAUUUUAGGCCAGCACAUGAGUUCAGGAUAUCACAGCGUGGACCUUUCCAAUAAUUUCACAAAAAUCAAAGUUCUCCCUGGGGACGUGCUUGCUUGGUUCAGCAGCAACCAAACUGGGAAAAUUGCAAUGUUAAGAAACACCACCGAGACUGUAGGUCACAUUUAUGAGGGUGAAGUGGAUGGAGGAGUCAAGGAUGGUUUGUUAGGUCUCCAGCAUACUCUAUCUGGUUUGACGUUUGCCCUGAGUGCUUAUGUUUUCCCGAUAUCUUCAUCAGAUGUAUCAUUUAGCCUCGAAAAGAUAGCCGUCCAUCAAGUCCUAGCCACUAUUAAAGAUAAGUUUGGGAACGAGCAAGUUCGAAGUCAAGAGGUAGCUUACCAGAGAGAGAUUACAGGUCUAACAUUGAAUCUUCCCGAGUUCGCAUUGGUAGGAGAAGUAUCUUUAGGACUGAACAUUACAAACGGAACGAAUGUAACUUAUAUUUGGGACUUUGGAGAUAACCAAAAGACUGAGAUUUUCAACAAAAGGACUGUGGUACACAACUAUACAUUUAGCGGCCCCCAUACUGUAACAGUAAUAGCUUUCAACGGCGUUACAAUUGCUCUUAGUGAAUGCAGUCGCCCGACCAUCUUGUUUCCUAUCAAAAAGCUGAGCAUUUCACCCCUGGACCCUGUCAAGGUAAAUGAAAACGUCACUGUUGUCAUUAGUCUAGCACAAGGAAGCUUGGUCGACUUGAACGUCUCUAUUGGAGAUGAACCAAUGAAGCUCAAUCUUACCGGGAUAAAUGUCAAAAGCAAUUUUGUUGUUGCUAUUAGCCACAUCGUUAGUAGUGCUGGUGUGUAUAAGGUACAGGCGUCUGCUAAGAACAAUCUUAGCAAUGCAUCGGCGCUCUUUCACAUCGUUGCCCAAUGGCCCGUCAUAGGAUUUAAUAUUUCUUUUCCAAAGGAAGUCCAUCCUUCCCAUAAAGAUUUGGCAAUCAACAUGUCAUUCAUACAUGGGACUAAUGUUACCUAUAGUAUCACGUCAUCGGCCAAAUGGGAGUUUCAAAAAGCAGCUGAGAACUUUACUACUGUCGUGAUUCCAAAGAAUAACUUGACAGCCGGUUUGGUAACUUUUGUUGCAACUGCAUUUAAUUUGGUCUCAUCAACCGAAAUUGACGGAACUAUUGAAAUUCAAGCGCCAAUCACUGGAGCAAAGUUUUGGCUUGACUCGCCCUUCCCAGGAGCGGUGGAAGCAGGAACGAAUGCCACAUUUACAUUUUAUUACCAAACAGGUUCAAGUGUGGUAAUUGCAUUCCAGAAAGACAUUGGACAACAAAUAUUGCAAGUAACACCAAGCCAAGGGUCAGUAAAUGUAAGUACUACAUUUAGAACGCAUUAUUAUCGGGGCGUCUUCAAAGCACAAGUGAAUUACAGCAAUGCGCUUAGCCAUGUUUCUCUAGAGACAUCAGUGAUUGUCCAGGAGCCUGUUAAGGAAAUUGAAAUCAUCAUGGAGAGAAUCGUGCCUUUUCCACCUGGCGAAGUCGACAUUAUAGUGAGGCAACAAGGAAUUUUAGCUACUAAUGCUACUGUCACGUGUUCAUAUGGUGAUGGCACAGAGAGCCCAAAGCUAGACUUCACCAACGAUUUUAAUUUGUCCCACAGGUAAUGCAACUUCUACUAUUAAAAAACUAAAAUUUGUGGCCGCAAACUUAUCACUUAUUUACGGAGUGCAAUCUCUCUCUUCCUGUGUAUUUCAAUCUCUCUCUUAAGAUGCAUUAAGUAUCAGUCGACGGAGAACCUUUUCAGUCCAGCUGCAUGCUUGAACCAUGGAACAAAUAAUUUGCGAUAUGGAUCCAAGCUGGGUAAAGCUUUGGACUGGAAAUCUGUGCAUACCAUAAAAUUGCCAACUUCAAAACGAGGCUGCGGUAGUACUUCCCGGUCGUCUCUUCUCUCCAUCUGAAAAGUACGGAGGAGAAAAGUGAAGACCGUUUACAGCUAUUUCGAGAAAGGUUGUCGGAAGAAGUGCACGCGACAAUCCCGAAGGGCAUUGUGGGUGGUUUUGAGUUCACUGUUAUUCAAAGAAAUUUGAAAGAAUGGCACGAGAGGCCAUAGACGUAUGUUUGCUAAUGCUAAAGGAAAGCAACAAUAGAAGACUCGACAGCUAUAGUGCCAGGUACAGCGUAUUGAUCAGCACAUUUUUUCAGACAACCUUUCUCGAAAUAGCUGUAUACGGACAACGGUUACAUGCGCGCACUUUGUCGCAAUCAUGUGCUUAUAGAAGACAUUGUAUCGUUUUCAAAUAAUGACAGAUUUCUAUGGUUUGAUACGAAUUUGUUGAAAAACAGAGGCAAAAUAACGUGACCUGUUUGAUUUUUCCGUCUUUCUUCUCGUGUUUGACCUUGUUCUGUUGCCCUUUCAUAAAAGUCUUCUGCCUCACACGACACACGUUUCAGGGGCACCCAACGAGAAUAUAGUUCAAAACCACCUAAAAAUAGCUUUGUUAAACGUAUUUUAGUAUUUAAACGGUAGAUAGGCAUAUUUUUAUCCCCUAAACAUUUUUCGUAUGUUCGGAUUUCCUAGCUGAAAGCCUAGUAAUCCGAAAUUAUAGGAAUCAAAACUUAUCUUUUCGAGAAUUUCAGCCAGAAAAAAGGCUCCCGCUCCCGAAAAUUCUAGGUGACCUUUGUAGGGUAAAAAUCCGUUAAAAAUGGGCAAUUAUACCAAUUUUUAGAUGUUCGAAAAUCCUAGAAGAGGCAAGCAAGCAAGAAAUUUUACAAAAACUGUUCCGAACAGAUAUUUUCCGAAAAGUGACGUUGGGUGCCCUUUGAUGUUUCACUUUCUUGACUUUUUUCUACCGUCAUUUUUCCUACCCCUUCUUCCUCUUAUCUGCUUUUGUUUUUAUAUAUAUCCACAACAUGUGUCCUUUAGGUUUUUUUUUUUCUGAGAGCCCGUUUAAAGCGAACACCAGGCCCCGCUCUUUCAAACGUUGGAUAUCGCUAUCCACCGGAUAAAUCACUAUCCAGCGGAUGGCGUAAUUGAUUUCCGUAAUACUUAUCCGUUGGAUAGUGAUUUAUCUGGUGGAUAGCGCUAUCCAACGUUUGAACAACCGAGGCCAGGAUGAUAUGGACACAAUGGCAUGUCCCCUUGGUGUCCGCAUGGCCUUCGAGCGAGUAGGUCGCGCUAUCGCCACCGGAUAAAUCACUAUCCAGCGGAUAGCGUAAUUGAUUUCCGUAAUACUUAUCCGUUGGAUAGUGAUUUAUCUGGCCCCGGUUGUUCAAACGUUGGAUAGCGUUAUCCACCGGAUAAAAAUCUAUCCAGUGGAUAACGCGAUUGGUUUCCCUAAUACUUAUCCACUGGAUAGUGAUUUAUCCGGUGGAUAGAGCUAUCCAACCUUUGAACAACCGGGGCCAGGAGGAUAGCGCUAUCCAACGUUUGAACUACCGAGGCCAGGAUGAUAUGGACACAAUGGCAUGUCCCCUUGGUGUCCGCAUGGCCUUCGAGCGAGUAGGUCGCGCUAUUUUUGAGCUCUAGUUCGGUGUAAAUCUCUGUUAAAUUUCUACUACUAAAACCUAAAGCAAAGCGGAAGAAAACGAUGUCUUUCUUGCUUUUGAAUUCAUUACACAUAUUUCUUCUUUUCUUUUUCUUGGUUUUUACUUAUUAUAUGUAAUAUCUAUUUGUAAUAGAAUUAAUUUGGCAUGCCUCGACUAGCGUUUUCUCGCUAACUGCGUGCCAAAAAAUUGUACUUGUAAUAUUAUGAUAAUAAAUGUCUUGUAUUGACCGGGUUCCACUUUUUAACAUUUUGUUAUCAGCUAAUCCUACUUGAAUUUGAUAUAAAUGUGGAAUUUUAUCCCUUGAACUUGAACAAAUUAUAAUGAACGGAUCAAAGGGCGUACCUUCACCUGAUUCGACUGUAAUUCACUUUUUUCCUCUUUUCUACAGGUACUCGGUUGCGGGAGAAUACAAAGUAGUGAUAAACGUAUCAAAUCUUGUGACGUUUGAGUCAAAGGAGGUCAAUAUCGAGAUUCAAGGGAUUCCCACUUUUAUGUUUAUCGACGCAAAAUCUUCCGAAGGUGCCUCAUCAACUUUUUCUCCUCCAUCUGGUAACUCCAUUCCUAUUGAGUUUUCAGUAUUGUUUGAUGUUAAACACGAUGGAGAUCCCAAAGUACUUAAUUCGUCCUUUGAUUUUGGGGACGGUGCCAAUGACCUUAUCGGAGAACAUACGUAUACUUCACUUGGAGAGUUCGUUGUUACAGUCACAUUAAAGCAUCGGUUUGGAGAGCUGACAAACACCACCAGAAUAGUCCUUCAAGAGAGCCUCUCCGGUCUCGCUAUACUCGAUGAUGCCCCCAACGUUGUUAACACACCAACUAAUUUCACACUUACUUGGGAUAAGUUGGGAACAAGAACUUUAAUUGAGGUUGAUUUCGGCGACGGAGAGAAGGCCACUUUCAGCGAGAAUAUCAGCACUUCAGACCCCUCCUUAUUGUCUUAUUCCGUAAUAUCCUCUCAGAAAUAUGUAUCCUUUUUACACACCUACAAAGAACUACGGAGUUAUGUCGUAACAGUUAAUGGAUGGAAUGAAGUCUCCUCAGUUAGUUUGUCUCAUCGAACCGUUACCGUGGAAAAAGAGUGCCGUUAUCCAAAACCAAUAAUUUUGGGAAUGGGCAAAGAGCCAUGGACAGCUCGUGAUAUUGCUAAAGAAAAGGAGGUAAUAAUUUAUGCGAGAAUCAUCAUAGAGUGCAGAACAUCCUAUGAAACAGCCUUCAAGUGGAAAGUCUACCAUCAGUCAUGUGAUCACACAGAAAACGCUUCAACACCAGUGAUAAUCAACACGCGGUUAAGCCAAGCAAGCCUUACUAUACCAUCGUAUUCUUUACCCUCUGGACCUGUUUGUUUAUUUUUGCAAGCUAAGAUGAAAUACUUUGUUGACGCUUUAGAUUCUCAUACUUACGGCUAUCUCAACGUUCUUCCAGGAAAACUAAAGGCCAUGAUUUUAGGUGGGAAUUUUCGCACCGUUAGUUCGCAAAGAAAAAUCAUAAUCGACGGGUCGGUCUCACAAGAUUUGGACACAAAAGGAGGGAAUUUGUCUGGGGUGCAGUUUUCGUGGUUCUGUCGACGGCACAAUGAAAGUUUUCCCAUCGGAGUGAGCAACCUUUCCCAGGUUAGCUUUGAAAAUGUUUCUGAGAAUUCUGUAAAUUAUGGUUGUGAGGGAAGUGGUCCAAGAAUGCUUGUUUAUACAACUCCUGUUUGGGAUGUCCGUCCUGGAGUACUUAAGGACGAAGAGACAUAUGUAGUGAAAUUGGUAAUUAAAAAAGACAAUCGUCAAGCCUCGUUUCAACAAACAAUAACAGUUGUCAAAGGAGUACCACCUCAAGUCGUUGUUGGGUGAGAAUUGUUAUUAUUGUUCUUUCUACUUGUUGACCAUGUAGUUUCUUUUGAAAUACUUCACUUAACUUGUGUGUCUGAGAUAGCGUUUCUCUAAAUAUUAUCCGACACUGAACCGUGGAAGGAAUGGGGAGGGAGGGGGGGGAGGGGGGUCAUCCAGACCCUGAGAUAAGGCGGGGGAGGGGGCGGCCUCCAGAAAAAAUUUUUUCAGCCCUUCGGGCCUCAUUUUGGUCGGAUCCGCCACUGAAAUAGACGGUCAUAUAAAAAAUCUGUAUUUGUUGUAGCUUUUUUUACACGAAUACGAUAACAAAGAAAUAUUUUGCAGUUUGCUGAGGUAGAUCCUUCCCGGUCUGCUUAAAGAUGAUUUUUAUGUGUAUUUUAAAAUUAAAGGGACUAACAGUACGCUUUUAGUAGGGCUCUUUUAAUAGCCAAACUGAGAAAGACUGACUGAAGAUAAUCAAGGGGACCAAUCACCAAUUAGAGUUUUUACUCUGGGGCCUUUACUCUGAUAGAUCAUGGGCAACGAUCAAUAACAGCGAGCGUUCAUUGUAUAAGUCCUUUAGCUUUCGUACGUCUUUUCAGUCAGUUUCUUGUUCAUACUUGUUGCCCUUUUAAAUGUUGCAAACGAAAAACAUUUUAUAAAUGAAAAUAAAAGAUAUUUAUUAUUAUUUGUCUUGGUAGGUGCAUUAAAAAUUGUGAUGAAAAAGUGAACACUCAAAGUCAGUUUUCUGCGAGCUGUAGUUGUAGCAACUGCGACCAAGAGGGCUUUACUAACAUUACCUAUCAGUGGGAUCUGUACAUAAAAGGAAACAUAACAGAGGAGUGGAGUGCUGUCAGUGAUCUAAGCAGCAUAACAAUGACCAACAUUAAUAUGGAAAACAUUGCUCUCAGAAAAAACGCCCUCAUUAAAGGCAAGAAUUAUCGGCUAACGUGUAUCGUGAGGAAUGAAGGUGAGAAGAUAACGGAAGGGAAGAAAAAGAACAUGCGUUAAAAAGUUUAGACUGGCGAAUGAGUGAUUUGAUACAUCCCGACGUAUUUGACUCUAGCCUGCGAAAACAUCCGUUUCUCCUCGCUCUUCGUCGCUGAGGACGUUUCGCGCGGAGGAACGUCUGCGACUCAGUGACAGAAAUUCCAUACUGAUGACGCAAAUCAAUGUUUACAUAAUAAAUUCGGUAGUCAUGGGGUUCCAAAUAUAAAUUUGUCUAAUUUUGCGUGUCUUCUGGUCGAUUUUGGUAAAGUGGUGUGUUAAUCUGCCCACGAGCUCCAGCAAAACUCAAAUGCUUCUUCUAGAGAAGACUAUAUUCCACAAAUAUUGACUGUUUUGUUAGAGAUUCUUCGUGUUUACAUUUGACCUUUUUGGCCUUUUGUCUGUCAUUUGUAAACAAUAGCUAAAACAAUGUAAUUGCUCCGUCGACCAAUCAGCGCUUCUGAACGGACAGAUUUUACGUCAUCAGUAUGGAAUUUCUGUCACCUAGUCGCAGACGUUACUUCGCGCGAAACGUCCUCAGCGACGAAGAGCGAGGAGAAACGGAUGUUUUCGCAGGCUAAUUUGACUCUCGCUAUACGAAAUGUUUCUUUUUUGCUAUGAAUGAAUAAGUGAACAAAUAAAUCUUUUGCAAAGGAAUCGCAACGAAAAAAAGGCGUAAAGCAAGCGGGUGACGAAAAUGUAUUGAAAGAACUACUCUGUCAACUGCUUCUGCGCCCGCCUUAAAGUCAGCUUAGUAGGUAGAACACUGGAUAGCAGAGCGUAAUGUCGCGGGCUUGAUCCAGCCAGAGUCGAACAAUAAUCAAUAAGCAGGGUCUAAGACCUACUAAAAUAUGGAGAUGCUGCCUUCUCUUGUGAGUAAGCGGGCGGCUAUAGCCCUUCGACUGGCUCAGAUGAGCACGUAGAAAUGGACAGUCCCUUCUAUGGUAGGAGAAACCGGGAUCCUUCAGUAAUUAGCAGGAACACUUAAAUUAUUUUUUCUUUUCAAAAAUGUGUAUGUAUCCAAGUAGUCUUCACGAAAGAAUUUUAAGUCAGUCGCUCUCUACUUAUUUCGGCUCCUCAUAAAGCUGCCUAGAAGGUCAUUUGCUGAUCUUACGUAGUUGCAUAUCAAAAACUAUCAUUGAGUACAGGAAAGUUGUUCUCAUACCCUCGUAAGAUCGCGACAAAACGUUUAAAAAGAUUUCGCCAUGUUAGUGCCUGUAAUUUCUUCAAGGGUAGUUCCUUAAAAUCAAUUUUGUUUUGUCUCUUUUUCUGUGCUGAUUUUCCUGUACUGUUUACAGAUGGUGCAGAAGGCCGCAGUGACUAUACCUUCUUGACAAACACUCCACCUAAAAAUGGAAACUGCUCAAUCUCUCCUACAACGGGAAAAAUGCUGAAAACUUUCUUUUAUAUCGAGUGUGAAGGCUGGCGAGACGAAGAUGGCUAUGUUCGUUACCAAGUGUACCAUGGAUAUGAACUCUUACUGCAUUAUAAUGAACCAACGUUGUCCCCAAUAUUGUUACCAAUGGGGAAUCCUCUUAAUAACUAUACCUACACGUUAACGGUGAGGAUUGUCGAUAAGUAUCACAGUUUUGGCGAGGAAGAGGUCACCGUUUCGGUAAGUAGAUUUCUAUAUACCGUAAAUAUGGUAUCAGUUCUCCGUAAAAAAACUAGAAUACAAAGUGGAAAAGCUCAAGUACAAGAAGAGUGGAGGUCAUGCAGCUAAGGAUCAGAAUCAUAUCCGAACUUACAGUUGGCAAAUACGCCAUCCCAGAUCAGGCCAUACUACGUUUUGCAGUCUUGAUUGAUUAAUACAGUCUAUCAUUGAUUAGUGAAGAAUAAUUAAGGGAAGGGAGGGGAGACUUAUUCACUUUCUUCCCUUUAAAAAAGGGGGGUCUUAUUGGAGAGAGAGGUAGGGGGGGAGAGGGGGGCUUCAUGGGGAUUUACGUUAUACGACUCCAUGAAGAUGUAUGCUCUUUCGACCAAGUGUGAGGCCAAGAUGACUGGAUAUUUCUAAAUAUUCUAUGUUUGGGUUUUAUGGACCGUGAUGUCAAAAGGGAACAAAAGUGACAUCCUGCCAUCUUUACCGAACAAGCUUGAACAAAUAAAAGCUAAAUUAUAUGGCCUAGAUAACACUUUCUCGCAGAACAAUCGCUGAAAAUCUCGAGCAGGCGAGAUAGGGCGAUCUUGCCGGCUCAGGUAUCCAAGUCAGAGCUCAAGGUCCCCUUCAUCUUGCCUGCUCGCAGAUAGCAGCCAUAAAAUAAAAAAGGUGGUAAUUAAUUCCAAAGAUCUGAAUUUUUGUCUUUUAAGCAUUAUGAGCAGAAUGGCUUGACGGUUUCACGUGAAUACGACAGUUGUGCUUUAUUCUUAAGGGUUUCCGACUAGAUUAGUUGAUUCACUUUAAUUCGUGAUUGAUAUCAGUGUUGAAUUUGUUGAAUCUCUACUUAGGUGACCGAAUCAGUGAUAAGCACAGAAGAACUGACUGAUGUACUGACUUCUAAAGACGGUUUACUAACAAAUAUGCUGAUUUCUGGAAAUACUCAAGGUAUUGCGCAGCUCGUAAGGUCCUCGUCGUCAGUGCUUGACAUCUUGGCCGCACAGGAAAUGUUGAACAAAGGCAGUGGUGAUCUUGGCGGCGACGGCGCGGACAACAGUGAUAGCGACAGUGGCGGAAGUGGAGGCGAAAAUUUAGAAGACAGUGAUGCAAAAAAGUCCCGUAUGAAGGUACAUCUAUAAUUCAAGCAAACUGAAAGCUGGUAAACUUAUGGCAAUGCUUGCCUUUUCUUAUAAAUAUUAUGAUUUCUUGUCUACACAUGAGCCUAAAAACUCUGAACAAUGCUUUGCGGGUAAACUAGUGGUUGUUCUAUUCUUAACGUCACAAUGUCCCGUUGUUAAUCAAACUACCUCUUUCUUUUGCAGAUGAGAGAAUACAUGCUUGGAGCUCUUGCUGCAGUAGAACCAGAAUCUUUAGAAACGGCAGGAGUUUUGUUAGAAGCAAUGGCAGUUGCCACUGAUAACGUGGAAGAAUUGUCACCUUCUUCACAGGUGAAUAUGAAACUUUUAUCUGCAAAGGGGAAUGUUAAAAAUAGCGUAGUAAAAUGGUCCAAUGACAAUCAAGCUCACACUCUGAAAAAUCUUGUCGUACUUACAACAGUCUCAAAUGUUCACAGUCCCACUCUGUAGGCCUUAACAUUCAAAACCAGGAGCUGGUGAUGGGAAGGGGGAGGCUAGUUUAUGCGGUUUCAAGUUAUUGAAUUGCUGCAAGGAAGGAAGGAAGUAAUGAGUACUAAGCUCUAGUCCAGCAUCCUUUGAAACACCAAAGGCGCUUGCAAAAAGUUAGAACUGACCGGCCGAAACAUAGCUGCGGACCAGUUAUUUUGACAAUGAAAAAUGCUUUUUUGCAAGAGUUUUUGUUGAAAUACACCAUCUCCUUCGUGUAUGCUUUUAAGCAAGGAUUUCACCGAUCUGGCUUGAUGGUUUUGAUUAAAAGUGAAAUUCUCAUUAUAACUGGAAUGGUCUGGCCGGUCAGUUCUAAAACAAAGGUUCUAACACAAAGAAAGUUCCCUAAGUAGGGAAAGAAGGAGCUAUAAAGACGCUCUUUUCAUAUCUAUCUUGUCGAAAGUAAAAAGCAUACCGGACUGCAUUAGGCCCGUAGGCUCUUUAAAAGGACCAAACAGCUCUAGUUGUAUUAACCUUAGAAAUUUCAUGUAGAAUAAAAAACUGUCGCCCUAUCUCCCUCCCUCUAGUAAGGCGUAGGAGUUUUAUCUUUUCACCUCGGUUCGUAUCGGUUUACAACGCUCUUGUUUGUCUAAGCAAUAAAGAACCUUUGUAGUUCCCACACUCUCUUGUCGUUUGUGUUUGAAAGCGCAAUUAUUACGACGUUCCUUGUUCUUUUUGUCAACGUAAUGGUAACUGUACUGAUCUGGAACAGUUACUGUAGGUUUUCUUGUUGUAUCCACUACCACGUCAAAGUCCACGAUGGUAUCUUCGUGGAUUUGGAGAAGCGCUAGGCUAGGCUUGAUGGGGCUUUUACCCAUCUAUGCUCUCAUGAAGUUGUUAAGGAGGCGCAAUGCGCUUGCAAUUUUUUCGCAUUCACAUGAUGUUAAUGGAAUAGUACAAUCAUGCAAUUUUUAGCAGAACGUUUACGUUCGGAGAUAACUGAGAAUGUCUCACUUUUCUUAAUGCCAAAGCGGAGGAAUCUGGUCUUAUUUCCGUUUAAAUAGGAAUGUAUCGGACUUUCCAUCACUCAAUUGCAAGCUCCAUUUGGAAUAACUCUAGUGAUACUUCUUGCAAAGGGUCCAGGUCGGAUCAAGGACAUGACCGUCGAGAAGAUGGUCAUGAACAUUUCAUUGCAUUUGAAUAACAUAUAUUUGUAAUAUAUGUAGGGCCAUGCCAUAUAAAUAGGUUUAUUCGGAAGCAGAUGACUGGAAAGUAUUGGAAAAUAUACGUAGUUUAAGUUAGUUAUAAGCAAAUAGAGAUGAGAUAAGUAAACUUUAAAAUCUGCCUAGGCAGGAUUAUUUUAAGCGGUCCUCUUCUGACAGUGUGGGAAGUCUAUCCGUCCGAUCGCCCAGAACGACCUUAGUCCUACGGGCCUGUAGUGGAAAGGCAAGCGGGAAAUCGAUCAGGGGUAGGAGCAAAUAUGCGUUGAAUAUCUCAUGAGAACGACUUUAAAGCUCUAAUCUUAACUUAUUUCGUAACUUUUUUUCUCUCAUUGCAGUCGAAAAUGCUUGACGUACUUUCAAACGCUGUAUCGACACUUUCGGCAAAGGAUAAUGGCGAGUCUUCUGACUUAAUUGAAUCUGUGGGUGCUGGAGUAAUGGGAAACCUAGGUACUUUAUGCCAUACCUUAUAACAAAAAAACGUUUAGUACUUCCUCGCUUUAGGAGAAAGUGUUCCUAAAAUGUAGUAUAGCUUUGAGUACUUAAUUAAAAUACUCUUCAUUUUAAACUUUGUUCUUCAAAGCUGUGCGAUGCGAGGUUUACCAUUGUCUUGGAUUUCUCUUUGGACGACUGUAAUACCCCAGAGAAAUUGGAAACGAUGGUUAUGCAAAAUUUGGGUUGGGGAAGGGGGGGGGGGGGGGGAAGGUACAUUAUGGUCUAUGUGAAAGUAGUGAAUAUCGCAAAUGAUCUAUCACCAAAACCCAGUCAGGAAGCAAAGCUCUCUUGUCAUAAAAUCGCAAAGGUAAACGAUUGUGAACUUUUAUACAAUUCUAUGGAAUUGAAAAUGCGAAAUUGUGAUCAAAUUUUAAAGGAUAUGCAGCUACCUACAUGACUUUGAGGUCUUUCGCGUAGUCUUAAAACCUUCAAAUCCGAACUCGUUACUCAAUGCCUCGAUGGUAUUUCACUUCUUCCCAAUAAUUGUCAUGCCUUUAACUAGAAAGUGUGCAUGUUUUAUAGCAAUGAAGUAACCAAAAUAAUAAAAGAAAUUUGUUGUGACUGAUGUUUGUAUCUUAGGUAACAUGUUCGGUGCGUCAAAGUAUAGAAAAGAGAGAAAUGCCAAGCGUGCAAUGCUUUUACAAGAACAAACGCAAAAUGCCGACCAAUCACAAGAAACGAAACAAACUUCUCUAAAUGUAAGUUUGAUCUUCACGUACCCAAUGCAAAAAUGGCUGCUGGAUUGAUAUUCUUUUGUUUAAAUUAGAAUCAGCCUGACCAGCCUAGUUUGAGAUAAUGUGUUCUUUUGAAUUUGAAUUUGUACGGAAGAAGGAGGCUAGGCAGGCCAAUCUUAUUUAAACAAAAUAAUAUGAAUCCAGCAGCCAUUUUUGCAUUGGGUUUAUGUGUAGUUCUAAAACAAUUUUCUUCUCGUCGGAAAGAUUUAUUCAUUUCAUAGCCAAACGGCAAGUAGCAGCAGCAUCAGUAACAAAAACAAUGUCAAUGAAAACGAUAAUGCCAAACAGCCGAGUAGCGUCAUCAACAACGGGGUAAUUAUAACCACCAUGACAAAUAUAAUAAUAAUGAUUAUAAUUAUACUAAUUAAUUAAUUCCUGAGAAACAGAAAUGCUGGAAUAGAGUUGGUAGCACUUCAAAAUACAGUUUUGCUGGGAUCAGCGAGGAUCUUCUGAAGAGUUUUUGAAGUCUAAGGUUGCCUGUUACCACCCGUUGAUGGGACUAGGAGGCAGAGUGGCUGAGCGGUUAGAGCGCUGGACUUGCAAUUCGGAGGCCCCGAAUUCAAGUCCCGCUCUGACCACUAGCCGGAUUUGUUCACGAUAGUCACGAGUUCAAAUCCUUGGCCUCGCUUGUAAGUAGCCAGCUGGUUUGCCUCAGGCCAUCUGGGAUUCUUAACCCCGUUUCUUUGAUUUGAAUUAUUUGUUUCAUUUAUUUGCUCGGCCCCACUAGCAUAGAUCUAUAAAUACUGCCGAGGGUAUAUAAAGGAAUUAUUAUUAUUAUUAUCAUUAUUAUAUUAUUAUUACUAAAAUUUCCAUUUACGACAAGAGAAACAACAGGUUCAAAUCCCUGUUGGUCCACAAACUAGGGACUAUGAUAAUAUCUGGUAUUAUAUCUGUCUCAGUUCAGAUGAUUACGUAGUAGGUCAUUGACGUUAAGCCAUGGACCUUGUCUCCUUGCCUCCAACGUCUGAGGGACCCUAUAAGAACCCAUACUCCUGUUCGAUAGGAGUAGGGCGUGGUUGUAGAAGGGAGAGGUCUGUUAGGCCGGCAAUAACUGGCAUUACGCUGUGGCGGUUACCUUUUGAAGAACUUGCCAUAAGCUAAUCAAUAGCGCAUGAAUAAACAAUCAACAACAAAGAAAGAAACCUCUUAUUAAUUCUUAACUCCAUUUUUAAUUCAAGGUCGUGGAAGAGACAUCUGAAAUUAACAAAAAUGUAAGUAAAGAAUUUUUCAGCCACAGCUAGCAUUGAUUUCUUGAAUUAGCUGUAUAGAAAAUCUCUCGUCUUCCAAGACAAGAUUCAUCACUAAAACGCUCUUGGUUGAGACAUUAAUGAAUCCUUCCACAAGUAAAUAAAGCCAUGAAGAAAAUGAAAGAAUCAAUUACUAAACACUCACCUCGUUUAUAAUCUGCUUGUACACUGGAAAUUUACUAGAAGUCUCUCGAUUUCGUCCACGUGCGUUUUACGUGAUAGGCCUUUCCAGAUUAUGCUCCGAAAAAGCUAAAAAGUUGCUGAGAAAUAUGCUAAAAAGUUGCUCAAAAAUUUUGUAAAGUUGCUCGAAUAUUUUUAAGACAGCAUGUCUAAUUUUAAUAACAAUUGCUUUGAAAUCAACAUUAAGGUACAACUAAGUAUUAACUAGUUACAACAAAUUAGGCAACCGUUAGUUGAACCUAAGUGGCUAGUUACAAAAAGUUAGACAGUAAGUGUAACAAUCUGGCGUCCACCAUUUUUUUUACACACAGUCCACAGGCUACCACAAACUCGUUCCCAGGGCUUUUCCCUUCUCUUAGGGGGCGCCCCCCACUAGAAGAGAAAAGCCCUGGGAACGAGGUUGAGGCUACCCAAACCCAAUUCUUGUAAUUAAUUACCACGUCCACAUGAUACCCAUUCAAAGAGUAAAAAUGUGAGUUUUACUAGAAAGAUGUUUAGAAUUUUAACCAAGAAUUUUAACUUGUUUAUUUUACAAAAAAGGGUUAUUCAGCAUUUUGGUUCAAAAUGGCCCAAAGUUACCAAAAAAGUGCUAGUUUUCCGAAAAGUUGCUAGAAGUUGCUCUUUGACAAAAAAGUUUUUCAAAAUCCUAAAAGUUGCUAAAAAGUUGCUGAGCAGAAUCUGGAAAGGUCUAUUACUUGAUGUCAUCGCACAAGAGUGAAUACCCCGGAUAAUACAAAAUUAAUCGACUGCGCAUGCUUCUGAGUUACAUCCGACAAAUUUUGGCUUUUCGCCGCUAUUGUAGAGAAAAGUGUGCUGGCCUGCAAAGGUUCGCCAGCAUCUAUCGAAAAGUCCUCAGCUUUCCACUUGAGGCGAAAACAAAAUAUGACAAUCUGCCACCCGCCUUGAAACAUAUUCGUCAGAAAACGUACAAAGAACAGACGACUUAUGUGCUAAUAAUGAAAAAAAAGAAGAAAAAAAAUGUCUUUUGAGGAAAUAACUGAAAAGACUGGACGAAGACAAAAAAUUUUGCAGUUUUAGGGAAUCUUUCGUUAUAGUUUCACCUUGUUUCUUUUUGUUUUUUUCAAAAAUUUGAAGGCUCGCAACACAACCAAGACCGCCAUGAAAGUUUUCCAUGACGUACUAGACGCACUAUCAGGUGACCUAGCGACAGGCCAGGAACCUCAAGUGAUCGAAGGUGAACGGUUGUCCGCAUUAGUCAUGAAAAUGCACGUCGAACGCCUCUCAGGGUCUUCUAUCUCCAUCGUUGGGGGAUCAUUUGUUUUGUCGAAUAUGGAGGAAAUUUUGGAAAGUUGGGAUGAAGAAGAUUGUUACAUCCUAGCUAAGGUAAAACCAAAAAAUAUGGCCAAAGCAAUGAUUGGGUUAAAGAAGAAAUUUUUCACAGAAUUAUUGCCAUUGUGCCCCUAUUUGUUUGACGUCUACGUUAAUGUUAUGGACUCUUGAAAGAUAUUUUGGAAGCGUUCCCUCUUAUCGUAAUCUGUCAAAAAUUAAUUAAGGUUGGUGGUUUGAGCGCAGAUGUAUUUAGCAUGAAAAGUUCUGAUGGGGAACACUAUUUUUAUUUCUCCUAAUGAAGACGGGGCCGCCUUUUACGUGGUCAUCAGAGCCACACAAAAGUCUAGCCGCCUCAAGGGCGAAGGUAGCACCUCCAUUUCUCAGAUAUUUUAAGCCCUUUUAAGACCCUGACUAUUGGUCCGGCCUCGGGAAUCGACGAACACGACAUCCGGCUCUACCGUCAUAAAGGGCCCUACUGACUGAGCUAAUCCACAGUGAACAGUGAGUGAAGUUGUGAAGACUGAUCUGCCUGGUUAGAGCAUUAUUUGAUCCUUGAAGUAAAUGGGGGGCAUUAGAAAAUGGAAUACGGACCUUAUUUCUUCACUUUUUACUACACGAUAUGACAUCAUCCUUCACCUUAUGUGCAUAACAGUGCUUGGAAGAGAGAGAGAGACGUUACUGUCCGUAGAGGAUUAUUAGUUCUAUUUUCCAUUUAAGUAAAGAGUCUAAAAUCGCACAGAAAGUUAGGUUCGCGCGUGUUGCUCAUGAUUGACAGUCUUACAUAAAAUCCUAUUUUCUGUUUUUUUAGGGGUUAAAUUCCAAAGAUAACCCUUUUAUUUGGGAUAGUUCCUCAUCUGAAGUAGAAAGCAACUGCCUUGGACUCCAGUUCAUAGACUGUCAUGGAAAUCCUAUCCGCGUAACAAACUUGAGUGAACCGAUCUUCAUAACUAUUCCUCGCCAAGGAGCCAGUGAACCGCCAAAGCCUCAAAAUUUUACCAUAGAGAAAGGAAAGAUUAAAACGCACAAAAUCACUGUUCAAGACUACAGCCACUCGAUUCACGCCAUGAUCCAUCCUUUGGCAGUGAAUUGCACGCAAAAGUUCAGGGUGUUCCUUCGACAAGAUGAACGGCCAACAACUGAGCAGUUCGACUUUAACUGGACCAUGGAUGUUGUUCCUGGUGUUUUGGACUGGAAAGAGGGAUUUUCCUUAUCUGUGUCUAAUUUGGAACUGGGUAGUCUACCCAAAAAGUCUGGAAUUUUCUAUUUGGGUUUGUACGUGGAAGAUGAGGAUAUUCCAGGGGAAAGUGAAGAAUGUGCAGAGCUGGGGUACACUUUGUUUUCUUUCCUUUCAAGUUGCAAUUUUUGGGACGAAGAUGAGGAGAAGUGGACAGCACAUGGUUGUGAGGUAAACUUCGUGAUUAAACAGGCCGCAUUAUUACAAGCCCCAUGUGGUCAUUAAGAGUACUUAUGAUGUGAAAAUAUAUUUAUUAUUGUAUCUAUAUCUAGGAGAGUGUUUCCUUAACAAAAUCCCCCCAAAAAAGGAAUUUGGAAUUUAAAGAAAAACUACACUAGGAUAGGACUCGUCCCAUCUAAUCUAAAUCCAAACAUUUCGAAUUUUACUCACCGGCGUUAUUUGUUACUUUGUGAACAGAUCAGAAAAGAAAGUAUUGCUAACAUUAGUUUUGGCAGACGCCCUCGUCUUGCUUGCUUGCCUUAGUCUUUUAGGCUAAGAUGAAGAUUCCAAUCCUCUGAUUUAGUUAAGAAUUCAAGCACUCUAGUUCAAUGUUUUGUUAACUGCUGUUUACCAAAGGUUGGCCCUGAGACUACUUUCGACAUGACAGUGUGUCGCUGCACUCACUUGACGAAUUUUGGUGGCGGCUUCUUCGUUGCUCCAAAUCCAAUCGACUUUGACGCUGUUUUUGAGGCAUUUAGCGACCUUUCAUCGAAUCCUUUGGUAUUUGCAACAGUUCUCACCAUAUUUGGUUUGUAUUUUGUCGGCGUGAUUUGGGCACGAUGGCGAGAUAUAAAGGACUUGGAAAAGGUAUCUCAGGGUUUUGAUUGUUUUUUUUUUCAUUUUUGAGAGAGAAAUCAAAUGAAAGUCAUUUAUGUGAACAACACCCGAAUAUUCGGGUUUUCUCUCUUGCAUUGCUUUUAGCGUUUACGAGGUCUCUUUCGCGAGGCUUGUCUGUCGCGUGGUUGGUUUGUUUACGCCCCUUGGACUCCCCCUUUUUCAUUCUUUCUCCUAGUGCGGCUAAAACCGAAAAUCCCUUUCCUCGGUCUUUCUUUACUCCUAAACCAAACGAAAAUGCUUGCGACGCAGGCUAAACGCUUCGUUGAAACGCGAGUCGCAGGAGAAAGACUCACGCGGGCUCCGGCUUGCAUAGCAAUCGGUCCAAUAUUAAUGCGCGUGAGUUGUUCAACUGGUUGAAACCGGUUUUAAAACCUGUUAAUCACGUGUCUACCUCCAAGAUUUUGGUGGCGUCUCAAGAAAAUGCUCAACGGAGACCACAAGCGGCUUGCUGCAGAGGUUUCUCAACGCGACAGACAAGCCAAGCGAAGGACUUCGCAAACGCUAAAAGCCGUGCAAGAUAGAAACCUCGAGUAGAAUAUUCGACAAGUCUGAGGAUUUUACUCUUGUCUGAGCCUGAAGUCCUAUUCACGUAUUGAGCAGUAAGAGAAAUUAAAAUUUAAUUUCUGGUUGUUUUAUUACAGGUUGGUGUAACUCCGUUAUUGUCGAAUGAUCCUCGUGAUACCUACGCCUACGAAAUUACACUGCAGACUGGCUUCAAGCAAAGAAGAAGAACCACCGCUGAUGUGUUUAUUCAAUUGAUUGGCAGUUUAGGCGACAGUGAACCCCGUAUGUUAAAAGACCCGAAGCGCCCGAAAUUCGGAAGAGGAGAAAUAGAUCAGUUUCUGCUAACCAUGCCGCAGUCCCUUGGAAAAAUAAAGGAGAUCCAUGUCUGGCACAACAAUUCUGGAAAACAUCCGGCCUGGUAUUUAUUUCGGGUCCUCAUUCGUGAUUUACAAACGGAUGCAAAGUGGUGGUUUGUCUGCGACCGAUGGCUUGCUGUCGAGGAAGACGAUGGUACUGUUGAUCGUAGACUUUAUUUAGCAUCAAAGGAAGACCUCACAAAAUUUAAUAUCUUGUUUGCAAACGCAACAAGGAAAAACCUCCUCGAUGGACAUCUGUGGCUGUCAGUGUUCACACGCCCUCCUAAGAGCACAUUCACUCGUGUGCAACGUCUCUCUUGUUGCCUUUCUUUGAUACUUACCACGAUGCUGGCCAAUUUAAUGUUCUAUCAAGUUGGUGCAGAUGAUAGUUCAAGUGGCAGCCAAUCAAUAAACAUAGGUCCUUUUAUUUUCAGUGUACGACAAAUUAUUAUUGGAAUACAGAGUAGCUUCGUGGUAUUGCCAGUAAAUAUGAUCAUCGUUACGAUUUUUCGCAAGUUAAAACCAAAAGAGGUCAAAAGCAAGUCCAAAAGAUAUGAAGAGAUAGAAGAGACAACAAGGCCUUCAUCCAGCAGUAGUAUCGCACGUGAGAGUUCUCAAGAAGUUUGUAAGGUGGAAGAGGAGAGCAGUAAGAAGAAUGCUAGCUCUAGCUGGAGGAAUAUCUUGUCACUUUUCAAGAGGGACGAUGAAUCGGAGGAGGCUCAGAAUAAAGCAAAGAAGCGAUUUCUGUUUCCCCACUGGUGUAUAUACAUUGCUUACAUGCUUGUUAUUUUAUCUUCGCUUGUCGCUGGAACAUUUUGCAUCUUUUAUGGUCUUAUGUUUGGAAAGGAGAAGUCCCUGAAGUGGCUAACAUCUAUGUUGGUGUCAUUUUUCCAAUCCAUUUUAGUUAUUCAGCCAUUCAAAGUGCUUCUUAUUGCAGCUUUCUUUGCGUUGAUCAUCAAAGACCCUAACAAAGAAGAAGAACAGGAACAAGACAAUGUCCCGGACCCUUCAUUGAAAGCAGAUGAAGAGUUAAUGACUGCUGAUAAGCCGGAGAAGGACAACGCUGAAAGGUAACCAACAUCGUAUAGCUUCGAGCACGCUCCCUCUCCCGAAUCAGUUGUACACAAGUAAAGAGCAAAUGAGGGCUCCACGGGACAAAGCACGGUCCCCAGCCCUCUAUCAGGAAAAUCUUCUUUCUCCGUUAGGCCAAUUCCAGUUAUCUCAAACUGCUAGUGCUUGCAGAUUUCCUUCCAAAGGUUUUCCAAAUUUCCCCAGCUAAAGCAAAAAUUGUUAAUAAGCGCUUCGAUCCCAGAGAUUGACCACUCUUAUCUGAAUAAGCAACCCUAGUUUUCCUACGAGAAGCCAGUGAGAUCAGGGGGCCCUAUGGUUCAUUUCAGUACUGAAUAAUUAGUAAUUAAUGGACGAGGCUGAGUGGGAUAUGAAGAAUUAAGCAGAUCUCGUGGGGUGUUAUCCACCGAGGCCGACGGCCGAGGUGGAUACACCCUCCGAGAUCUGCUUAAUUCUUCAUAUCCUACGAAAGCCGAAUUCAUUAAUUGCUUUAUUAUUCAUUCAAAAUAACUCCAACUUUAAAAACAUAGCAAAAGCAUGCUUACCUGCAUCGAUGUUAAGUUCAUCUUCGAUAGUGUACAUUUAGAUUUGUCCAGCUCCGCAAAUAUUCUCCAAAUAGCAGAUGUCGCCCUCCGAGUGGUCUUCUUGCUGUUUUUGCCAUUUUUUUUAGCUAUUAUUUCGCCUAGUUCCAGCUGUAGUUCUUACUUAUGAAACGAGUGAAGUGUCCGCCAUUUUUGUUUUCACAACCAAAACUACUCAACCUCGUCCCCAGGUCUUCUCGGUAACGGUGCCUUAACCUGUAGCGUGCUGCAUUAUUGACGCCAUUUCCUCGUUGAAGACAAAAUUCUUCCAAAUUCGGUCAUCAGUAACUGCUUAUGGUGAAUUAUGCGUGUGCUUUUAGCCAAUCAGAAUUGGGGAAAUAUCUUGAAUGAAUAAUAACUGCUGUUUAUACUUUGGGGUGUAUCGUUACUAGCAAAUGAGAAAAUGAUAGAAACUCUUCUUUAGAAAGGCAAGUAUUUGUAGCUUUAUUCUGAUAACUCUUAUCGUGCCCUAGCUAGUAAAAUAAGCUGUUACCAAAACGUACAACCAGCAACCUUUAAUUCAAAGAGGAGUUUUGAGGAUAAAUAAUUAUUUGUUAUGUUUUCAGGUUAGGCCUUGAUAAUAAACCACCGACCGCGAAGAAAUUGGAAGCUGCCAGAAAAUUAAGAUUGAAACAGUGUGAAAUGAAGGCCAUAAUCAAGGAGAUUAUAACUCAUAUCCUGGUUGUUUGCGUAGUGCUUAUAGUUGCCUAUGGUAACCACGACCGAAGGGCUUUCAACAUGAAUAAUGAGGUUAAGAAUAUCUUGGUGGAUGGUGGUCCAAAGCAUAUACCGUUUGAGAUGGUAAGGCAAAUGUGUUUCUGGAAUUCGAAUUGGAUGUGAUAAGUAAGAUUUGGUUACUUCCGUUUUGCGGCUUUAAGCUAUUUUAAAAUUAAUGUUUUCCUCCUAUCCACAAAGAAAACUUGACCAGCACAACCACAGUUACCUAGGACGACAGCGAAACGUGAAAACUUCCAGCCACCGUAACUUGGCGCUCGGAGUGCGCUUAUAGUAUUUGUCGCGUCAUUCUGGGUUAUGGCAAUACGCCACCAAUCUCAAAAGGAGACUCUUGCAAAAGAGUAAAAAUCCGAAACGUGCAAAUGUGAACAAAUCGGUGAGUCUAGCAAUUGCUUGGAAGGAAGUAGAAUGGUUUAGUUAGGCAAAUAAAAUAUCUGCUUUAUACAAGGUUCUAUCCUCGGCUGUUAACAAGACUCUUCCUUACCUAUACACCUACCUCACAUGAAAAGGUCUUAUAACGCAUAUCUCUUAUCUGUUUCAGUUAAAUUCAAAAAAUUGGUUUUGGAGGUGGUCAAUUGACAGCUUAAUUCCAAGCCUAUUCCCCUCGAGCACAUGGGAAGAGUACCCAUAUGUAGGGAUUAUGGACAAAGGACAAGCCUCUAACGUCUUGGGCAUUGGUCGCAUUCGACAGCUAAGAAUUAAAAAAGGUUAAUUACGUAGUUACAUUCAUAUAAUUUAUAUUCUUUCUAUCAUUAUCUAAAGUACCUCACUAGUGCUAGUUAUUCCUGCUUUUUACAAUAACGUUUCUGUUUUUGCUUUUUGUUUCUUUUAAGUAACUCUUGUUACUGUUUUAGUCUUUUACUCUUAAGAUGUGUUAACAGUUACAAUUGAACGUUUUUUGGCAUUUACCAAGGAAAAUAUAGACGGAGUCGACGAGUGACCUUUGGUUAGGGGCUGUAUAUAUCCCGAAUGACCUUCAGUUUGGAAUGAGUUUCAUUCCAGAGUGAGGUUGGUAGUACUGCACAGGUGGUAAAGACAAAAAAAAUAGCGGAGAAGUGAAAAAGUGCGAACCAAUAAUAAUUAUUGUAGCACCAGGACGUAAUUUCAUUAUCAUUUAAACAUUUUACUUAUCCCUUAUCCAAAAAAAUUAUUUUGUCAAUUAUUCCUUAUCCCUAAAAUUAUUUGUCCAGUUAUCCCUCAUACCGAAAAGCCCUAACAGGGCUUUACGAUAGCAGAAUGAAUUUUCGUACCGAAAUGAGAAUUUUAUUCUGAAUGGAAACCGGGAUGAACUUAUUCCGGACUGGCUUGAACGGGAACAUGGAGUGAAAUCGUUCCCAAUGACAGUUCAUUUUGAUAUCAUGUAAACAGCCCCUUACAGAUUCAUACUAAUGUUUGCUUACAAAAUAUGAAAAAAACAAUUUAAUUUCUUUCUCAGAUACGUGUCACGUUCCAGAGGCUUUUUCCAUGUACAUAAAAGAAUGCAAUGACUUUUAUUCUUGGGCAGAAGAGGAAAGAGGCGACUUCAGUGAAGGGUGGUCUCAUUUGUCAAUCGUUAACCAGAGUGACGAAGUUGCAGACAAUGAGCGUUUCACAUCACCAUGGCAUUAUCAAAGCGUGAUGGAAGCCAGCAGUUGUCCUUAUAUGGGGAAAAUUGCUUCCUAUCGUGGAGGAGGUUUUAUUGUCGAACUUGCUCCAGAUAACGUCAAUGCAACGGAGCAGCUGAUAAACCUAGAAGAAAAUGGCUGGGUUGAUAGAUACACGAGAGCCCUUUUCACCGAAUUAAGUAUAUAUAAUGUCUACGUCAAUCUCCUUUGCGUGGUAACGUUAUUGUACGAAGAGUUACCUACUGGCGGUGGGGAGACCUUUGUUAAUAUCCAAGCCAUUAGAGUUUACAGGUACAUUGGAAACUUUUCAGCCGCUUUGAUGGCAUGUGAGGUAAUUUUUGCUUUUCUGUUUUUCCGAUGGGUUUUACGAGACGGGAAGAAACUGUGGAAGGAAAGAAAAGCGUUUUGGAAAAACGUAUGGAACAUUGUUGACAUUUCUCUGACAGGCCUUUGUCUAACAUCUGUGGUUCUAUAUUUUAUGCGCUUAGUGUUCCUCGACUCUGCCAUCAACCAGGUACGCGAAAAUCGUUCAAAAUUCGUCAGUUUUCAAUACGUUGUACUACUGAAUGAAGGUGUGAACAUCGCAAUUGCGCUGGCCGUUUUACUAUUAAAUCUAAAAUUUUUGCGACUGUUAAGGUUUAACAGGAAAAUCUCAGUCUUAUCUGCUACAAUAAAAGCAAGUUCAAUCAAGCUGGGGAGUUUCAUGGUCAUGUUCCUCGUCAUUUUCUUGGCCUACUGUUUCCUGGUAUUUCUGGUGUUUGGGCCUGUACUUGAAGAUUACCGUACGAUAAUACGAUGCAUGGUCUCCAUGAUGUCAAUGGUACUCGGAAACUUUGAGUUUUAUGACUUAGUAUACGUCAACCGCUUCAUUGGGCCAGCCGUCUUUUUUACCUUUAUGAUAACUUUUCAGUUUAUAAUCAUAAACGUUUUCAUUGGAAUUCUCUGCGAGUGUUUUACUGAUGUUCGUGCAGAUGCUCUGAAACAAUCCAACGACUAUGAAAUCUUACAGUUUAUGGGUAACCGUAUUAAGGCCUUCAUGGGAUUGUUUGUUGAGCCGCCCAUUCGCCCUGAGUACAGCUGGCCAAAGAGCGAAUUGGAAAAGAAAGUGCAAAGCAUAGAAGAAAAGGCGGACACAACGAUGUUCUUUAUGCGAAACUUGUGUGCAGAAGAUGUGCGACAGAUAAAAUGGUUUGAACGGGACUCGUGGUCAGCGAAGAAGAGCAUGGUAAUGUCAAUGGUGUUAAACGCAGAUGAUGAUAUCAUGGAAAACGACUUGUGCGAUGGCGUGGAGGCAAUGAACAAAAUUGUGGAAAAUUAUUCCGAGAACGAGUUAUGUAGAAUGCUUGUUGCGUCUAGGUUGCGACGGCAGUCAUCACAGAUCGGUGCAAGCUCUUCCGGAAUGUCAGAUAACGAAGAGUCUGAGGAUUCGGAGACGGAAGACCAAAAUUCUGAUGAGGAUGUAAUGAAAGCGAAGCUCAUCACGGUGAAUGAGUAUGCCAGUAAAAGUAAAUGUGAAGAAUCUGGAAGCGAUAAAGAAGAAGAAGAAGAAGAACUGAUGGAUGAAAUUGAAGAAGAUUAUGAAAAAAAGGAAGAGCAGGAAGAAGAACACCGCCAAGAAGCAGAGGGGCACAGUGAAGUGGAAAGGGAAGGGCAAAUACAGCCCAUUACCUCCUUAAGUACAGAUAACUACAACUACACAGCAUCUUCCAGAGCUGCCAGGCUCUCACCUUCAAUCACAGAAAGUCAAAGUAUAGGAAGCAUCGAAACCUUCGGAUCGGAACUUGGUGGGACCAUGAAUGACAAUUUUCAAGAAGAGAGAAAUGAUUUUUCCAUUAAAACGUCAACACCACUCCCAAGUGAUAUGUCAAGUAUUCAGGUUGCUGGUAUCCCUGCUCAUCAUCACAUGCAUGUGGGGAUUGUAGAUAAUUGUACCUCUAUUUUUGUCGAAGAAGCUGGUAGCUACAGUUCAUCGCUACAGUUCGACAGUGAAGCUUAA